AUGAGAACCGAGACCUCCACGGCUGCGGCGUUCGUCACCCGCCUCCUGCGGGCCGCCGGCGGAAUCGGCGAGGAGCAGCUGCGGUGCUUCCGGGAGUACCUGCAGGAGGCGCUGCGCGAGCACUACAAACACCACUGGUUCCCCACGGCGCCGACCAAGGGCUCUGGGUACCGGUGCAUUAGGAUCAACCAUCAGAUGGACCCGCUGAUCGGCAAGGCGGCGGCGAUGAUCGGACUGAGCCACGAGAGACUUUUCCAGCUCUUGCCCAGCGAACUGACUCUUUGGGUCGACCCUUUCGAGGUGUCCUAUCGGAUAGGCGAGGACGGCUCCAUCUGCGUCCUCUAUGAAAGUCCACAGCCCGGGGCGAAGGCGAGCAAAGCCCUGGAGAGCAGGAGCAGCUGUAAGAAGUGGAGAACUGGCCGGUCCAGCCCGUCCGAGAGUUACAACAUGAUGACGGUUUCUAGUUAGAGCGGCGGGAGCUUUUCACCCUGUAUCAUCCGAGUUGUAACCGUACUGCCAAUCCUUGUGGCCAAGGGCUAACGUGUAAAGCAGCUCUUCAGUCUGCCCGUUACUCUGGAACAUGUACUGUAAAUGCGCUGUACAGCCGGUUGGUUGUUUUACACAUUUAUAUUUUCGAGGAAAUUCCGGUAUUUGUAAUAAAAAGCGACGCUGUAGCACUUCAUGGUGGAUUUUAGUCAAGAUUAACACUUUUUUUGGAAAAAAAAAAAAAAAAACGACAGAAAAACAAACUCAAUUUGAAAGCAAUAACACAAAGGGGAUUAAAGCAGAAGCAGCGAGCUGCACAUCAAUCUCCACUGACUUGUCUGCACAGACUUUUCUCAGGGUCAUUCAAGUUUGGCUGCAGGGCACAAAUCACAGAAGUAUUUUUUACCUUUUUCAAAGCAUGUGAUUAUUUGGGAGCUGGGUUUCAUCACGCCCCGAUGUUCUGACAGAAGGGGUUGGGGAAUUUGUCUAUCUUACUUCUAGUUAGCAAAGUAGAACAAUAAAGACUUGC
This is a messenger RNA of Centrocercus urophasianus (Greater sage-grouse), 1015 nucleotides long. RefSeq names its product protein BTG1-like. Bases 1 to 468 code for a protein of 155 amino acids. Lineage: Eukaryota; Metazoa; Chordata; Aves; Galliformes; Phasianidae. The record is from RefSeq and is a predicted model, not a curated record. Gene Ontology annotation, biological process: negative regulation of cell population proliferation; negative regulation of mitotic cell cycle. Gene Ontology annotation, cellular component: nucleus; cytoplasm. The transcript is spliced from 3 exons.